AAAGGGGGAGAGAGAUGGCGACGGCGACGGCGACGGCAACGGCAACGGCAACGGCGGUCGUAAACGAGCCGGAAGCGGCGGUCGUAAAUGAGCCGGAAGCGGCGGUCGUAAAUGAGCCGGAAGCGGCGGAGGUGGUGGCGGUGGGGCGGAGCAAGCGGAACCGCAUCCAGGUCUCCACCAACAAGAAGCCGCUCUUCUUCUACGUCAAUCUCGCCAAGAGGUAUAUGCAGCAGCACAAUGAGAUUGAGCUCUCUGCACUAGGCAUGGCAAUUGGCACGGUCGUCACUGUCGCUGAGAUUUUGAAGAACAAUGGACUUGCCACCGAGAAGAAGAUCCAAACCUCCACGGUCGGCACCAAAGAUGAAGCUAAGGGCCGCCUAGUUCGGAAGGCCAAGAUUGAGAUACUGCUUGGAAAGACGGAGAAUUUUAAUCACCUUGUCUCUACCAACAAAGUAGUUCGACAGGCAACUGAAGCAGAAGAGUGAUGGAGGAGGGAAUUAGCAGCUGGCUGGUGCUGGUGGUUGUUACUGUAAAUAGCACGAGGCUUCCUGUCGGUGCUGCUGACAUGGAUGAGGAGAAUGUCAUACCAUAGAAUAAGUGUUCUGUUUUCUCUUUUCUUCCCCUCUGAGCGCUUCAGAUUUGUGUAACUCCAAUGUCAGCAUGAAUCUUGGUACUCCUUGUACCCGUUCACACUACCUUGGAAACGAAUGAUUUUGAUUGAUUAAAAGGAGAAAGGAAAAGGCUCCCCCCAAACUUUGUGUGCGCGCGCAAACUUGCUUGCAUAAACUUGCGGGUAGCAUUCAACUUGUUAUGAUCGCUAAUUAAUUAUCAUAUCCAACUAGAAUUAAUAGUCAAAUAAUUAUGUUUA
Molecule: messenger RNA, 868 nt
Organism: Musa acuminata AAA Group (dessert banana)
Lineage: Eukaryota; Viridiplantae; Streptophyta; Magnoliopsida; Zingiberales; Musaceae
Exons: 5
Coding region: 15-485 (156 amino acids)
Cellular component (GO): nucleus
Molecular function (GO): RNA binding
Source: RefSeq, a predicted model, not a curated record